Ostrinia furnacalis (Asian corn borer) is the source of this 1135-nucleotide messenger RNA. Its product is annotated as C-type mannose receptor 2. The coding region runs from base 47 to 1018 and encodes 323 amino acids. The record is from RefSeq and is a predicted model, not a curated record. The transcript is spliced from 6 exons. Lineage: Eukaryota; Metazoa; Arthropoda; Insecta; Lepidoptera; Crambidae.
UUCAAUUAGUAUAGACUGUCAGUCCUAUUUGAACCAAGGAGUGAUCAUGUGUGGGAAUUAUUAUUAUUUAGUUUUAUAUUUAGUCUACAUUUCUAUUGCAAGGACAAAUGGCAUAUUCCGUUACGACUACUCGUACAGUAAAGAGGCAGGGGGAUGGCUGAAGCUGCACCAGGCACCAGUGACGUUUACUGAGGCAUUCCUUCGCUGCGACCUAGAAGGUGCAGUUCUGGCAUCGCCGCUGAAUGCAAAUCUCCAAACAGCUAUAGCAAGGCUGACGGCGGGAGUUAGCUGUCCUAUCUUUACGGGAAUCCAUGCCACAAUUUCCAAAGGGGACUUCACGUCUAUCGAAGGUAUCCCGUUAGCAAAGAUCCCCGUGCAAUGGGCCAUGGACGAACCUGACAACUUCCAGAACCAGGAAGACUGCACGAUCAUGCUGCACAACGGGACACUGGCUGACGUGCGGUGUAACGACACGUACCCUUACGUGUGCUACAAGAAGAAAACCAACAACCCCGUGAUGAAUACAAACUGCGGCACUAUCGACCCUGCUUAUACAUUUGAACAAAGCACUGGUAGCUGCUACAAGUUCCACCGCCUGGGGAGGAGCUGGAGGCGCGCGCAGAUGACCUGCCUCGCGGAGGGCGGGUACCUGGCCAUCCCCAACAGCGACCAGGAAGCCACAAUCCUCAAAAACCUCAUUGCCCAAAAUCCAGCCAACACUAUAAUCGUAACGUCGAACUUUAGGGACGUUGUUUCAAUUGGAUUUCUUGAUUGGGAUCAAAAGGGCACUUGGUACACAGUUAAUGGUCAGAGUAUUCAAGCGGCAGGGUACGCGAGCUGGGCGAACGGCCAGCCUGACAACACCAAGUCAAUCGACAACGGCUCCUACUGCGGCGCCAUGUUCCGCAGCGGCCUGCUCGACGACGUCUGGUGCGAGUCUGUCCCGUUCGCUUUCAUAUGCGAGAAGGCCCCCGACAACAGUCUCGUGCCCGAUGACGAAGAAUAUGAAAAACAAUAAAAUACAUCGACCGCCUGGCUUAGUUUUUUAUGAACCCUACUACAACGCCAGCCAAGAUUGCUUCAAUAACCGCUAUACUUAGGUACUUGCGGGACAAGGUUUUUCGUAUAUUCUUAA